Messenger RNA from Lodderomyces pseudojiufengensis, 2418 nucleotides. It is a transcript of the gene GLN4, whose product is annotated as glutamine--tRNA ligase. Gene Ontology annotation, biological process: translation; glutaminyl-tRNA aminoacylation. NCBI's taxonomy places the organism in Eukaryota, Fungi, Ascomycota, Pichiomycetes, Serinales, Debaryomycetaceae. Gene Ontology annotation, cellular component: cytoplasm; cytosol. Bases 1 to 2418 code for a protein of 805 amino acids. Gene Ontology annotation, molecular function: glutamine-tRNA ligase activity; ATP binding. The record is from RefSeq and is a predicted model, not a curated record. The transcript has a single exon.
AUGUCAAAUUCAGAAGAAGAAUUAAUAACAUUAUUUAAUGAUUUUGGAUUUAAUGAAAAAAAAUCAAAAGAUAUUGCAAAAAAUAAAAAAGUAGCAUCAAAUUUAAAAGAUAUAUUAUCAAAAUCUUCAAUUUCAAAAUAUAAUGAUGAUAAAAAAUUAACAUUAUUACAUCAAUUAGCUAUAUUAGAAAAUAAAAAUGGUAAAAAUAUUCCUAAUAUUGAAUAUAUAAUUAAUGGAAUUAAUAAUGAUGAAAUAAAAACAAAUUUACAAAUUUCAGAAGGUAUAAAAUAUUUAUUAUCAAAUGAAUCAUCACCAAAUAAAAAAGAAUUUGAUGAAUUUACUGGAGUUGGAGUUGAAUUAAAUGAGAAUGAUGUUAAAUUGGAAAUUUCAAAAUAUCUUGAUUCAAUAGAUUCAAAAUUAAAAUCAGAAAGAUAUUCAAUUUUACCAAAAGUUAUGACUGAAAUUAAAUCUCAACCAUCUUUAAAAUGGGCACCACCAAAUUUAUUUAAACCUAUAUUAGAUGAAUUAUUUUUAGAAAGAAUUGGACCAAAAGAUGAAAGAGAUAUUAAAAAGAAAGAAAAAGCUCCAAAGAAAGAAGCAACCACCAAAACAAGCACCAACACAACACCUUCAGAACCAGAAAAGGAAAGAUCUAUGUUUUCUGAAGGAUUUCUUGGAGAUUUACAUAAACCAGGAGAAGAACCACAAAAAUAUCCAGAAUUAUUAAAUGAUCAUAAAAAAUUCAUUGAUGGAAAGGUAUAUACAAGAUUUCCACCUGAACCAAAUGGUUUUUUACAUAUUGGACAUUCAAAAGCAAUAAUGAUAAAUUUUGGUUUUGCACAAUUUAAUAAUGGUCUUUGUUAUCUUAGAUUUGAUGAUACAAAUCCUGAAGCAGAAGAAGCAAAAUAUUUUGAUUCUAUAAAGGAAAUGGUAAAUUGGUUAGGUUAUAAACCUUUUAAAAUUACUUAUUCAUCUGAUUAUUUUGAUCAAUUAUAUGAUUUAGCUUUAAAUUUAAUUAAAAUUGAUAAAGCUUAUGUUUGUCAUUGUACUUCAGAAGAAGUUAAAUAUAAUAGAGGACAAAGAGAAGACGGUAGUUUAGGAGCAGAGCGAAUUGCAUGUAAACAUAGAUCACAAUCUAUAGAAACUAACCUAAAAGAAUUUGAAAAUAUGAAAAAUGGAAAAUAUUCUAUUGGUGAAGCUACUUUACGUAUGAAACAAGAUCUUAAUAGUCCAUCACCUCAAAUGUGGGAUUUAGUUGCUUAUAGAGUUUUAAAUAAACCUCAUCAUAGAACAAAUGAUAAAUGGAAAAUUUAUCCAACUUAUGAUUUUACUCAUUGUUUAGUUGAUUCCCUUGAAAAUAUAACUCAUUCAUUAUGUACAACUGAAUUUGUUUUAUCAAGAGAAAGUUAUGAAUGGUUAUGUGAUACUUUAAAAGUUUAUAGACCUGCUCAAAGAGAAUAUGGUAGAUUAAAUUUAACAGGUACAAUAAUGUCAAAGAGAAAAAUUGCAAAAUUAGUUAAUGAAAAUUAUGUUAGAGGUUGGGAUGAUCCAAGAUUAUAUACUUUAGAAGGUAUAAAAAGAAGAGGUGUACCACCAGGUGCAAUAUUAUCAUUUAUAAAUACUUUGGGGGUAACUACAUCAACAACAAAUAUUCAAACUAUAAGAUUUGAAAGUUCAAUAAGAAAUUAUUUAGAUCAAACUACUCCAAGAUUAUUUCUUAUAUUAAAUCCUAUUGAAGUUCAUAUUGAUAAUUUAUCUGAUGAAUUUGAAUUAAAUAUUGAAAUUCCUUAUAAGCCAGGAAAAGAUUUAAAUAAUUUAGGUGAUAGAAAAUUAAAAUUUAAAAAUAAAAUUUUCAUUGAUAAAUCAGAUGUUAGAGAUUUUGAAGCAGAUAAAGAAUUUUAUAGAUUAGCUCCUGGACAACCAGUUGGAUUAAUGAAAGUUCCAUUUACUAUAAGUUUUAAAUCUAUUGAAACUCAAAAUGGUAAAACAAUAGUUCAUGUAAAUUAUGAUAAUAAUCAAGAAAAACCAAAAAAACCAAAAACUUAUAUUCAAUGGAUUCCUGUUAAUGAUUAUAUACCAAUAAAAGAAGUUAGAAUAUAUAAUCAAUUAUUUAAAUCAGAAAAUCCAUUAUCUAAUCCAGAAGGUUAUUUAUCGGAUAUAAAUUCUGAAAGUGAAACCGUGAUAAAUAAUCAAGCAAUAAUUGAAUCAAAUUUUAAAGAAAUUAUUUCAAAAUCACCAAUGAAUUUAAAAAUUCCCGGUUCACAAUUUAAUAUUGAUGAAACCUCUGGUAAUAAUACUAUUAGAUUUCAAGCUUUAAGAGAAGGUUAUUUUUGUGUUGAUAAAGAUUGUAAUUUGGAAAAAAACGAUGGUAUUAUAUUAAAUAGAAUUGUAACUUUAAAAGAAGAUGUCAAUAAAUAG